CGCAUAGGUUACCACUACUAGUAGCCCACGACCAACCGCUCCCGUCGAUCCAUCCAUCAUCUGAUUGCCGCCGCCGCUUGCCGCCCAUCCAGCUCACACUGACCGCUACGUCUCGCUCUCUCCAUCCCUCUCCUGGCUAAUUGCCUAGCUACGGGUAGAGCUAGCUAGCUGGUGAUCACCACGCGCGCCCGCAGCUCGUCUCGUUUUAAGCCGGCCGGGCCGGACACGGCAUGCGCUGCCCCGCCCGCACGGCACACUAUGGCUCCAGCCUCCGCCUCGCUCCUCCCCGCCGCCGGCGCCAAGCGCCCCUUCGCCGCCGACUCCGCCCACGACGCUGCUGAGCAAGAGCAAUCACUCGCGCAGGUCCAGGAGAGCGCGGUGAGCAAGAAGAACGGCCAGAGCGAGCAGCCGAAGCUGGAGUGCCCACGGUGCAGCUCCACGGACACCAAGUUCUGCUACUACAACAACUACAGCACGGCACAGCCGCGCCACUACUGCCGCACCUGCCGCCGCUACUGGUUGCUCAAUUAUUGGUCACUGGCAAGAAAAAACAGUGGGGAACUACGAAAUGUUAUCUUCAUCAUGAACUUACACUAGGAAAGAACCAAGGUAUGAACAAAUAAAUGUAGUGGCUGCUAUAACUACAGAGAGGCUUGCAUCGACAGUAGAAAGAACGGUGUGGUUUCGGGAGUGAGCUCUCAAGGCACCAAAACGGAGACAACUUUCAACAGAGUGAUCUCAAAACAGAGAAACUUUCAACGGUCAUUUUUCUACCACGCAAACUACAUGACAUGCCUCGAUC
Molecule: messenger RNA, 802 nt
Organism: Triticum dicoccoides
Lineage: Eukaryota; Viridiplantae; Streptophyta; Magnoliopsida; Poales; Poaceae
Product: dof zinc finger protein 4-like
Exons: 2
Coding region: 259-597 (112 amino acids)
Biological process (GO): regulation of DNA-templated transcription
Molecular function (GO): DNA-binding transcription factor activity; DNA binding
Source: RefSeq, a predicted model, not a curated record